AUGGAAGGUCUGAAUGCCUCGGAGCAGCGCGAGCUGCAAUCGCGUAUGGAGAAGAAGCAGAUGAAGGAGUUUAUGACAAUGUACUCGAACCUCGUCCAAAAGUGCUUCGACGACUGCAUCAACGACUUCACCACCAAGUCAUUGGGAUCAAGGGAAGAGGGCUGCGUCAUGCGCUGUGUGGACAAGCAGAUGAAGGCUUCGGAGCGGCUGGGCAAUAGGUUUCAAGAGCAGAACGCUGCGAUGGCGCAGUCCGGUACGAUGCCAGGGAGAUAG
Coniosporium apollinis CBS 100218 is the source of this 273-nucleotide messenger RNA. RefSeq names its product mitochondrial import inner membrane translocase subunit tim9. Bases 1 to 273 code for a protein of 90 amino acids. The record is from RefSeq and is a predicted model, not a curated record. NCBI's taxonomy places the organism in Eukaryota, Fungi, Ascomycota, Dothideomycetes. The transcript has 3 exons.